This is a messenger RNA of Dromaius novaehollandiae (emu), 3808 nucleotides long. RefSeq names its product ADAMTS like 4 (gene ADAMTSL4). NCBI's taxonomy places the organism in Eukaryota, Metazoa, Chordata, Aves, Casuariiformes, Dromaiidae. Gene Ontology annotation, cellular component: extracellular matrix. Gene Ontology annotation, molecular function: metalloendopeptidase activity. Gene Ontology annotation, biological process: extracellular matrix organization; proteolysis. The record is from RefSeq and is a predicted model, not a curated record.
CCGGGACGGGGCGGGGGGGGGGCCGGGAUCGGCGACGCGGCGGCGCAGCGGGACCGCGGAGGCGCCGCGCUGGUUUGGGAGACCCGGCCGCUUCCGCGCUCCGGCGGGAGAAGGGCCGGGGCGGAUGCCGGCGCCUGGCCGAGGCCCGCGGGAGUGAGCGCGGCCGCCCCGGAGCAGCGGAGCCGGGCAGCGAUGGGGGCCGGGAGCGCGGGCCACCCCCGCAGGCUGUGGGUGACGGGUGUCUGCGCGACGCUGCUGGUGACGCUGCUCCAGCCCGGCCCGGCCCGCGCCGAGGUGCGGCGGCGGCGGCAGGCGGCGGAGGAGCCCGUGGGGCCGGGCCCGCCGUGGGGCUCCUGGGCGCCGUGGGGCGCGUGGGGGUCCUGCUCGCAGCCCUGCGGGCCGGGGCUGCAGCGGCGCUCCCGCGUCUGCCUGCCCCCCGCGCCGUGGGGCGACCCCCCGCGCCCCCCCGCCCGCCCCGGGGGGCUGCCCCACGGCGUCGCCGUCCUGCCCCUCUUCCAGCCCGGCGGCCCCACGGCGCUGCCCCACGGCGCCCUGCCCCACGGCGCCCUGCCCCACGGCGCCCGGCCCCACGGCGUCCGGCCCCCCGUGCGGCCGGGCCGCUACGGCUACGGGAAGGCGCCCUUCGCCCUGCCGCUGCUCACCGACGAGGCCCCACGGCGCCGCCGGCACCCGCCCCACGGCGCCCCACGGCCAGGCGCCCCGGGCCCCGGGGGGGACCCCCAGCCUCCCCAUGGCACCCAGGGCCCCAUAGGUGACCCCCAACGUCCCCAUGGCCCCAGGGGGGGCCCCCAGCCUCCCCAUGGUGCCCCGGGCCCCAUAGGUGACCCCCAGCAUCCCUAUGUCCCCAAGGGUGACCCCCAACUUCCCCACGGUGCCCCAGGCCCCGUAGGUUACCCCCAACGUCCCCAUGUCCCCAAGGGUGACCCCCAACUUCCCCACGGCCCCCAGGGCCCCAUAGGUGACCCCCAGCAUCCCUAUGUCCCCAAGGGUGACCCCCAUCAUCCCCAUGGCCCCAGGGUUGACCCCCAACGUCCCCACGGCACCCAGGGCCCCAGAGGUGACCCCCAACCUCCUCAUGGCACCCAUGUCCCCAGGGGUGGCCCCCAACAUCCCUAUGGCACCCGCGUCCCCAUAGAUGACCCCCAGCAUCCCCAUGUCCCCAGGGGUGGCCCCCAACAUCCCCAUGGCCCCAGGGGUGACCCCCAACAUCCCUAUGGCCCCAGGGGUGACCCCCAUCAUCCCCAAGGCACCCAGGGCCCCAUAGGUGACCCCCAGCAUCCUCACAGCUCCCCUAUCCCUGAUGGUGACCCCCAGCAUCCCCACGGCACCCAGGUCCCCAUAGGUGACCCCCAACAUCCCCAUGACCCCAUAGGUGACCCCCAGCAUCCCCACGGCACCCACAUCCCCCGGGGUGACCCCCAGCAUCCCCAGGCCACCCCUGUCCCCAGGGGCGACCCCCAGAAGCCCCCCAGCACCCAGGUCCCCGGGGGUGACCCCCGGCUGCCCCCCGGGCUCCAGCCCCCCGGCACGGGCCAGGGCCGCCCGCGGGCCCCCUGGCAGCCGCAGCCCCCCAGCGCGGGGGCCGAGCCCCCCUGGGCGGGUGCCCCCCCGGGGCCGGGGGGCUGGAGCCCCCCCGACGUGGGGCCGGGGCCCUUCUCCUGCGCCGGCGACAGCCAGCAGCUCCGCGCCUGCCACCUCCAGCCGUGCCCCCCGGGGCAGCCGCCCCCCCCGGCGCUGCAGUGCGCCGCCCUGGACGAGCGGGAGUUCCUGGGGCGCCGCUACCGCUGGGAGCCCCUCCCCCAGGCGCCCCGGCUGCCGCGGUGUCCUGGGGGCGGCCGCCUGCCGCCCGCUCGCCGGCCCCCUCCGCGCCCCCGCCGGGCCCCGCCCGCUGCUCCGCCUGCCCCCCGGCGCCGCCCGCCUCCGCCUCGCCCAGCGCCAGCCCGGGCCCGGCUACCUGGUGCUGCGGAGCGCCGCGGGGCAGCCGCUGCUCAACGGCGGGGGGGCCGCGGGGCCGCCGGGCCGCUACGAAGCCGCCGGCACCGUCUUCGAGUACCGGCGCGGGGGGCCGGGGGGUCCCGAGGAGCUCAGCGCCCCCGGCCCCAUCACGGAGCCCCUCGACGUCUACAUGAUGGUGCAGCAGGACAACGCCAGCGUCACCUGGCAGUUCUCCCUGCCCCCCGACGAGGCCCCCCCGGACCCCCAGCACCUCGGCGCCCUGGUCGCGGUGUCCCCAGCCGCGGUGCCGGUGUCCCCCGCUGUCCCCGGGGCCGCCCCGCUGCCCGUCACCGGGGCCUCGGGGUGGGGGCCACCGGGCCGCCACAGCGCCCCGACCGGGGCCACCGCCACCACCGGGACCACGACGGCGAUGAUGGCAACGGUGGCGAUGACGAUGACGAUGACGGUGGCCACGGCCAUGGCCAUGGCGGUGACCCCGGUGUCUACUGGAAGCGGGCCGGCACCACCCACUGCUCCGCCACCUGCGGCAGAGGCUGGUGGCAGCCGCUGUUCCGGUGCGCGGCGCGGCGCUCGCAGCAGGAGGUGGCCGAGGAGCGCUGCCAGGGGCUGCCCCGGCCCCCCGCCGCCCCCGAGCCCUGCCACGGCCAGCCCUGCCCGGCCUACUGGGAGGCGGGCGCCUGGUGGCCCUGCAGCCGCUCGUGCGGGGGGGGGACGCAGCAGCGGGCCGUGCUCUGCCGCCAGCCCCUCGCCACGGGCAGCACCCGGGUGCCGCCAAGCCGCUGCGCCCCGCGGCCCCCCCCGCCCGCCAGCCGCCCCUGCCAGCUCCGCGCCUGCAGCCGCUGGGAGGUCCGCGGCCCCUGGAGCACGUGCUCGGUGCCGUGCGGGCCGGGCGAGCGCAGCCGGGCCGUGCGCUGCGUCGGCGAGGACGGUGACCCGCUGGGUGACAGCGAGUGCCCCGGCGCCCUGCGUCCCCCCGCCCGGGAGCCCUGCGACAUGGGGCCCUGCGCCCGCGCCUGGCUCCUCACCGACUGGAGUGACACGUGCUCGGCGGCGUGCGGGCCGGGGCUGCAGCGGCGCGCGGUGCUGUGCCUGGCGGGGGGCUGCGCCGGCCCCCGCCCCCCCGAGACGCGGGGCUGUGACAACGGGCCCUGCCACCCCGCUGCCCGCUGGUACACGGGGCCCUGGAGCCCGUGCUCGGCCGAGUGCGGGCCGGGGGCGCAGCACCGCGACGUGCUCUGCGUCCGUGGCCGGGGGGCCGCCGCCGCCGUGGCCGGGGGGGACGAGUGCGCCCCGCUGCCGCCCCCCCCCGCCCUGCGGCCCUGCGCCGCCCCCGCCUGCCCCCCCCGCUGGUUCGCCGGCCCCUGGAGCGCCUGCUCCCGCUCGUGCCUGGGGGGGGUGCAGGCCCGCGAGGUGCACUGCCUGACCCCCAACAAGACCCUCAGCACCCUGUGCCCGCCCCACCUGCGCCCCCCCAGCCAGCAGCCCUGCAACAGCCAGCCCUGCGCCCCGGAGCUCGACGCCGGCUGCCAGGACGCGUCGCCCAGCUGCGCGGCGGUGGUGCGCGCCCGCCUGUGCGUCUACCCCUACUACGAGCGGCUGUGCUGCGCCGCCUGUGCCCGCCCCCCCGCCACCCCGGCCCCCCGGUAGCCGCCCGCCGCCUGUGUCACCACCGACCGGGAGGGUUUAAUUUAUUUUGUAUUAAAGGUGGUUGCGCGGUGCCGGCCGCUCUCGUCUGCUCGCCCGCCGCGCCGGGGGGGCUGUGGCCGGGGCGUCCCCCCCCCAGCCCCGUGGUGACAGCUAUAGGCACUUAUAUACACAUAUAUAGCUCCUG